This is a messenger RNA of Malaclemys terrapin pileata, 985 nucleotides long. RefSeq names its product protein MROH8-like. Lineage: Eukaryota; Metazoa; Chordata; Testudines; Emydidae. The record is from RefSeq and is a predicted model, not a curated record. The transcript is spliced from 10 exons. Gene Ontology annotation, cellular component: cytoplasm. Bases 41 to 985 code for a protein of 314 amino acids.
AGAAGACCGGGUAGACUUGGUAACAGAGGAGGCUGCUCUCAUGAACAUCCGAGAGCAGCUCCAUGCCCGAGAAAAGGACGAGGCGCAGCAGCUCGAGUUCCUGCACGCCAUCUACCCCGCGUGCCUCGCUGCCCAGCAGAGAGGGGACUACACAAUGGAGCCACACUGCUCGAAGGCGGCUGUGGUGGAGAGGAUUGUGGAGCUCAUUGAGGAGAUUCCUCCUAACUCUCCACCCGACGCCGUCCUGGCCAACUCCCUCAUUGCUGUGGCCAACCUCAGCACCAUAACACCUGCCCUGGAGCCGGAGCUGGAGACCCACCUCCUCCGAUCCACCCUCCACGCUGUCUUCACCCUGGGCACGCAGAUGGACACCAACCAAGUCCAGGAUCUGCAUAGGGUCAUACCAGACCUCCUGGACGCCAUGCUGGAGAACCUGCUGGCAAAGACGCCAGACACGGACAAGCUCCACUACAUCUUGCAGCACAUUAACUACUGGACCGUGUCCAGGGUGCCACGAGAGAGAGCCAGGGCCAUCAGGAGCAGCGCGGCCCUGCUCACGUCCGUCAUCACCCUCCCUGACUUUGACAACUCAGCCGAAUUCCCCAGGAUGGGCCACCACGUGGCACAGCUGGCUCUGUUCGUCGGUGACCCAGACGAGGACAUCAGCCGGGAGGCCAGGGAGGGGGUUUACCGGCUCUACCAGCUUCUGCUGCGCCAGAGGGACCUGAACGUCCAUGAGGUCGAAGACCUUUGGUGCUGGGACUGGCACCAGGACAGCAGGCUCCUCGGCUAUAAGAACACCGCCAGGGUGGGGGAGGUUUUUGCCAAAUUUUUCUCAGAGGGGCAGAGAAGCUUCUUCCUGCAGACAGCAGUGCUGGCCAUGCACGACCCCCUGCUGCGUGUCAGCCAGGCUGGGCUGCUCCUCACUUACUCCCUCCUGGGGCAACUGGCCACCGGGGCCUCUGGUAGACGCUGCUGCAACUGA